AUGGCCCCAUCAUUAUCAGAUCUGUACCCUUUGGUAUCUCUACCAAGGAUAACGGACCUAGACUUAUGUCACCAAGUUGUGAUUCCAACCAUAACUUCAACCAAUACUACUCAUAUUGAUAUUGGUAUAUCAAAAUCAAUCAUCUCCAGCUAUAUAUUAAAACCAACACCAAAAUUAGUAUGGUCAUUCCCAUUAUCGCCAUCCACCAUUGUAGAAUGUAUGGAUGUUCAAGAAACAGAUGGUAAUUCAACUGACUUCGUCAAAACCUACGUGGUUGGUACUACCGAGCGUAAGAAUUACAAGGCUUUAAUAAUUAAAAGACACAAUGAUACGGCAGAUCAUUUCGAAAUUAAAUUAGAUUCAAAAGUUAAAGGGGUCAAGCUCUCAAAAUGUGGUAAGUUUGUAUAUGCUAUUUUGGUUAAUGGCGGACUCAAAUUAUUAAAGAUUAAUGACGACAACCUUGAAGACGUAUCAUUAGAUUUACAGCUCAAGUCUGGUAAUGAAUUAGUUUAUUACAAGUUCAUUUCGAACCACGAUUUUAAAUACGAUAAUGAUUUAUUAUUAACUAUCGAAUCUAAUGAAAGAAGUCUCGUCUAUAAAUUGACUUCGUUGAAUUAUGAAAAAUCUUUUGAGAUCAAUCAGUUUUCUCAUUUUGCAGAAUGCCAGUCUAUUUUCACUUAUCAAUCAGGAAUUUUGUAUGAAUUUAAUAUUGAUAAGUUGGAAAUCAGCUCACGCUCAAUCAUAGACUUUAAAGUCUUGAAGUCAAUAAAAGUUGACUCUAUUAUUGACGCCCCAACCAAAUCUAUCAAUGAUUAUUCUAUAAUCUGUCCGAGUGAUGAAAGAUUAUUAUUAUCCUGGAAAAGCAAGUUAUAUUUAAUAAACUUCAAAUUUCAGAGUUUGUUGGAUACUUAUACUAGAUUGGACAAAAUUUAUAUUAAGCAAGUAGUUGAUGUUAAAGGAAGUUCGACAAAUACUAGUUCUACUUUUGCCAUUUAUUUGCAUUAUAAUGCUCGUAAGAAGAAUACCAGCUUAAAUAUAAUCAAUGUCAAUACCGGAAUAAAUUCUCUUAGUGAAUGUUUGGGCAAAAGUAUUGUUAAGCGAAAAAACGACAGCGAGUUCAAAGGUUUAACCAAUGUCAUUGAUGAUUCUUUCGACAAAGAAUCCACGAAGGUAUCCAAAGAAUUAAAAGAGAUAUACGAUGAAUUAGUGGAGUUAAAAGAGAAAAAGAAUAUUAAUAAGUGGGAAUUAAUCGUAGUUCCAUACUUGAAAAAUAAAAGCUGGUCCUCUAUCAAAAAGACUUUAGCAAAAGGUACCCCAGCAGAAGAGUUUUCCGUUUUUGAAGUAGAAAAUGAUAGAGUUAUUGAUCCUCACUUUAUAAGUAAAGUUUUAUCCUUGAUAUUUGAUGAACAAUUAGAUUUUAUUCCUGAGUAUACCUUGAUUUAUCUUUUGACUCAUCCAUUAUUUACAUACGAGCAUACAAAAGGGUUAUUGUCAUUAUUCACGCAACUUGACAAACCUAGAUUAUUGAGACAAGCAAUAAUAACAUGUCCUAAUUUGUCAAUUGAAGAAAUUUCUUUACAAUUAAACAAUGACAAUUUAGAAAUCUUCCAGGAUGUCAUAACUAGAUUAACUAAUGAGUUUUCAGUAAACCAAAUAACUCAUCAAUUGAAUGACAUCUUACAAUCAAAACAGAACAAUCUUAAUUUAGAGACUAUCUUGAAUAAUUUGAUUAAGCUUAAUAAUAACCAAAGUUGGUAUUUAAUUCAAUCUAUCAUUGAUGUUGGUGGUUUGUUUAACUGGUCUAUGAAUACUGUAAAUAAUUUAAUCGAAAUUAUUGAGGACAAAUUAGCAUCAAUAAUGGCAAACAACUACAACUUGACUCUUACAAACCAAGCCAUUUUAAUUAAUGAGCCAAUAAGAAAAUUAAAUAAAAAUAAGAAAUCAGGAAAAAAGACAACAGAAAAGAGUACUAAUAUCAUUGAACUGAACAAUGAAAUCCAACAGCAACAAUUGAAUUCGAUCUUAUCCAUACAAAAUAAUGCUGGUAAAAAGCUAAAAGAUGAUGGCAUUGAGAUUUCUAAAAGAAUUCCUAACUAUUCAAUUGAGAAAUUGAUAUUAUAG
This is a messenger RNA of Debaryomyces fabryi, 2121 nucleotides long. It is a transcript of the gene UTP8, whose product is annotated as Utp8p. The record is from RefSeq and is a predicted model, not a curated record. Bases 1 to 2121 code for a protein of 706 amino acids. The transcript has a single exon. Lineage: Eukaryota; Fungi; Ascomycota; Pichiomycetes; Serinales; Debaryomycetaceae.